AUGGUCAUCGUCGUCUUCAUGACACUUCUCGCCAUUUUGGGAAACAUUUUAGUGAUAAUUGCGUACCUUAAAGACACUAAGCUCCAAAACGUGUUGAAUUUUUAUAUUUUUAACUUGGCCGUCACCGAUUUUUUAUUGGGAGCUAUCAGCAUGCCGUUCUAUGCUGUUUAUACUGCGCUUAACUGGAAGUGGCCUUUCGGUCGGGCGUUUUGUAAGGUUUAUCUGGUGUGUGACUUUACAUUGUGUUUACAGUCAGUGCUGCUAGUGAUAGUCAUAAGCGUAGACAGACUAAUCCUCGUGCGUUCUGGAAUGGAAUACACCGUCAAACAAACCAUGAAAUCUGCUAAAGUGAAAGUAGCCGUUUGUUGGAUUGCGGCUUUCUUACUUUACGGUCCGGCCGUUAUCGGAUUUGAUUAUUGGCGAGGAUCUACCGUAAUUUCGGACAGAGACUGCGAUGUGGAAUUCUAUAACCAUCUCACAUUCACCUUAACGACGUCUAUCAUCGAAUUUGGAGCACCUUUUCUGUCAAUAGCAGUCAUCAAUGGUCUUGUGUUCGUGGAAAUUCGUAAAAGA
Messenger RNA from Lottia gigantea (owl limpet), 573 nucleotides. RefSeq lists its product as hypothetical. The annotation marks the transcript as partial. Gene Ontology annotation, cellular component: membrane; synapse; dendrite. Gene Ontology annotation, biological process: chemical synaptic transmission; adenylate cyclase-inhibiting G protein-coupled acetylcholine receptor signaling pathway; G protein-coupled receptor signaling pathway, coupled to cyclic nucleotide second messenger. The record is from RefSeq and is a predicted model, not a curated record. The transcript has a single exon. Lineage: Eukaryota; Metazoa; Mollusca; Gastropoda; Lottiidae. Gene Ontology annotation, molecular function: G protein-coupled acetylcholine receptor activity; G protein-coupled serotonin receptor activity.